Molecule: messenger RNA, 1837 nt
Organism: Cryptomeria japonica (Japanese cedar)
Lineage: Eukaryota; Viridiplantae; Streptophyta; Pinopsida; Cupressales; Cupressaceae
Product: glutamine synthetase cytosolic isozyme
Exons: 15
Coding region: 508-1584 (358 amino acids)
Cellular component (GO): cytoplasm
Molecular function (GO): glutamine synthetase activity
Source: RefSeq, a predicted model, not a curated record
UGGUCCCUAAAGAGUCUGAUUAUCCCCACAAUUCUUCUUUGAACCCAAACAAACAUAGAUUUUAUUCAAAAUUUCAGCCUUACAGUCUUUAUCAGUUAAAAACCCGGGUGCCUAAAUUGGUGUAAAUCCUUAGUGGAAGAAUUGUUUACAUUUAAUCUGAACCGUUUGGGUACUAAUCUUGUCCGUAGAUCAGACAUCUUAUCCAGUUUAGUGUUCGUCCCCAAAUUUAUAUGCAUGUCAAGCUGCUAAUUUUUCAUAAGACAGAGAGGAUUGAAACUAAUUAAGUAUUUGAAAUAUGGCGGCACAAUUCACACCCUGCCUUAGCCACCGAACCUGUCCUUUUCAAUUCCUCAUCGUCAUUUUUGGCCACCCAUUCCAUCUUCAUGUCCACCCGUUAAAUUUCUUAUCCUUAUGAGUUCUACACAAUAAAAGCCAGUAGCAAUUCAAGCUGCAGCUGUAAAUUGCACAGAUUGCAAGCAUUUCAGGCUUCCCUUCCUCACAGUACCAAUGUCGACCUUAUUAAUAACAGAUCUUCUCAACCUCGACUUGACUGACACUACAGAGAAAGUCAUUGCAGAAUACAUAUGGAUUGGAGGCUCAGGAAUGGAUUUGCGAAGCAAAGCAAAAAGUCUGUCAGGACCUGUGAGUAGCCCAAAAGAACUACCCACAUGGAAUUUCGAUGGAUCCAGCACUGGUCAAGCAACAGGGCAUGACAGUGAAGUCAUUCUCUGUCCCCAAGCUAUCUAUCCUGACCCAUUUCGGAGAGGGAAGCACAUCCUGGUAAUCUGUGAUACAUAUGCCCCAAAUGGCACUCCACUUCCUACCAACAAGAGGCAUGCAGCAGAGAAAAUAUUUAACACAAAGGAAGUUGCUGAGGAGGAGACAUGGUAUGGGCUUGAACAAGAAUAUACUCUGCUACAGAAGAAUGUAAAGUGGCCUCUUGGAUGGCCAAUUGGCGGAUUCCCUGGUCCUCAGGGACCUUACUACUGUGGAGUUGGAGCUGAUAAAGCUUGGGGUCGUGAAGUUGUUGAUGCCCACUACAAGGCAUGUCUCUAUGCUGGAAUCAAUAUUAGUGGAACCAAUGGAGAGGUUAUGCCAGGACAGUGGGAAUUCCAAGUGGGUCCUUCUGUGGGAAUCUCAGCAGCUGAUCAACUCUGGUGUGCACGUUACAUACUGGAGAGAAUAACAGAAUUAGCCGGUGUUGUUUUGUCCUUUGAUCCCAAGCCGAUUGAGGGAGACUGGAAUGGUGCUGGAUGCCAUACUAAUUACAGCACCAAGUCCAUGCGGAAGGAAGGAGGUUUUGAAGUAAUCAAGAAGGCAACAGAGAAACUUGGCUUAAGGCACAAGGAGCACAUUGCUGCCUAUGGUGAGGGCAAUGAAAGACGCCUAACAGGUCGACAUGAGACAGCAGAUAUCAAUACCUUCUCUUGGGGUGUUGCAAAUCGAGGAGCUUCAGUUCGAGUGGGCAGGGACACAGAAAGAGAAGGAAAAGGUUAUUUUGAGGAUCGUCGACCUGCUUCUAACAUGGAUCCCUACAUUGUGACAUCCAUGAUUGCUGAAACUACAAUUCUGUGGAAGCCAUGAUUAUUCCAAAGACGUAUCAACCUGGAGAACAGUGGUAGUAAAUAUGAAGUAUUUCUAGUUCAGCUGCUAUCAUAUAUGUAUAAUGCUAGAGCUAUCUAAAUUGUUCAAAGUAGUGUUAACUAUUCAUAAGCUGUUUGACAAAAGCAUAUCCUGCUUUUCAGACAUCAGAUCUGUAUGUAAACAUGUUGCAUUCAUUGUACUGGGACUAAAUUCCAAUUAAUGCAUAAGCAAGUCUAAUUGUUGUUUUCUGCUA